AUGGAUCUUAUAUCAAAACAAAAAGAAUGUAACAAAUUGAAUUUAAUACCUGAAAAGAAAAAAUCAACCAAACGACGCAAGUCAAAGAAAUCAAUAGGUUCAAGACAACCAUCAAUGAUGACAGAACCUCAUUUGAAUACCAACAACAACAACAACAACAACAACCUUGUAAAUAAUAAUAACAGUAGUAAUAGUGGUGGUGGUGAAGAAGGGAGCUUAUUAUCAUUAAAGAAAGAAAUUCAUUCUUCUUGUACAACACCAAAAUUAGAAGAGAAUAAAAAUCAAUUUGACUUGAAUUUAUUAUCCCCUGAAUCAACGCCGAUACAUAGUGAAGAUGAAGAAGAUGAAAUGAUGAUGAUGAUGGUCAAGACAAAAGAAAAUAACACCAACAGCAAUAACAGCAGCAACAAUAAUUGGUAUUCACCCUUUUCAACUGGCUUAGAUUUAGAUUUUUUACCGAAAACAAAUCAAAAUGAUCCUUUAUGUCUCUAUAAACUCAACUUGAGUCACAUACCCUCUUCGUAUGAUCAUUAUCAUGAUUCUUUCCCUAUCAUUUCUUCUUUAUUGCAACAGGAACUCUUACAAAAGCCUCAAUCGAUUACAAUUUUAGAGAACCAUCCUUUUAUUCCUUCAACCAAUCACACUACACAUUCGGCCUCUACUACUAAUCAUCAUCAUAAUAAUUAUAGUUAUAAUGUUUUUGGUCCAGUUGGUGAUAAAAAGAAAUAA
This is a messenger RNA of Cokeromyces recurvatus, 729 nucleotides long. RefSeq lists its product as uncharacterized. The record is from RefSeq and is a predicted model, not a curated record. Bases 1 to 729 code for a protein of 242 amino acids. NCBI's taxonomy places the organism in Eukaryota, Fungi, Mucoromycota, Mucoromycetes, Mucorales, Mucoraceae. The transcript has a single exon.